Molecule: messenger RNA, 1662 nt
Organism: Pyricularia grisea
Lineage: Eukaryota; Fungi; Ascomycota; Sordariomycetes; Magnaporthales; Pyriculariaceae
Exons: 1
Coding region: 1-1662 (553 amino acids)
Source: RefSeq, a predicted model, not a curated record
AUGGGACUUGCAAUCUAUAUUUUUCUCGCCCUGCUGGGCUACGUGCUGGGUCAGGAGCCUCAGGAGUGCCCGGCCGAACAGCUGACGGUCAAGACAUCCACGGGCACAUUUACAGGCUUAAUUGAUGCCGAAUUUCCACACACACGUCAAUUCCGCGCCGUACCAUUUGCAAAGCCACCCGUGGCAUCACUCCGUUGGAUGCCCCCGCAGAAACUUGAACCGACAGACUCGCACCACUAUGCGACGCGCUUCCCGCCGUCUUGCCCUCAGUUCGUAUCGGGCGUGCCCACAUUCUGGAAUGGCGACCUUACUCGAGGCAAUUUGAUCUACAAUGGAGCACAGAAUGAUACUUCAGGACUCGUGGGCGAAGCUACUUCCGAAGAUUGCUUAUAUCUAGCCAUAUGGACGCCAACACUUGCCAAUAACGAAACUACACCAAUGCAAGACGAUCUCCUACCAGUCCUCUUCUUCAUGACAGGUGGGGGGUUCUACAUGGGAGGGAUCGACAUCCCCUGGCAGAUGCCAACAUCGUGGGUGGAAAGGUCACGAUCGCACAUCGUGGUCACCAUCAAUUACCGCGUCGGCAUCUUUGGCUUCCCCAACGCCCGCGGGCUCGAGGACCAAAACCUCGGCAUCCUCGACCAGCGCGCAGCCCUCGAGUGGGUGCGGGAUAACAUUGCCGCUUUCGGCGGCGACCCGACCCGCAUCACGCAGAUGGGCCGGUCGGCGGGAGCCACCUCGGUCGACAUGCACUCGUACGCCUGGCACGACGACCCCAUCGCCCAGGCAAUCUACAUGCAGUCGGGAACCGUCUUCUCAACCAACCCGACUCGCUUUGCACCUCCGGCCUAUUCGAAUUUCAGCUUCGUGGCCCGCCAGCUCGGUUGCCAGUCUACCUGCAGCGGCGACGGCGGCGAGCAAGGUGGAGGCGAGGAGGCUGCUGCUGCUGCGGCGGAGCUGGACUGCAUGCGGCGGUUGUCUUUCAUGCAGAUUAUCAAUUUUAUCGGACAGUAUGGCGACAAUGAAACAACGCCCCCGCUCAUCUUCAGUUGGACCCCAGACGACCGUGUCGUCUUUUACAACUACACGGCGCGCUCCGAAGCAGGCCUGAUCGCGCGCAUUCCGUACAUGAUCUCAGUCGCGGCCAACGAGUGGUCGUCACUGGUUCCCUGGCCGGCUGAGAACAUAACCGAGGGCCCGUCGCAGCCAUAUAUCACGGAACUGAACGUGGACAGCUACGUCUGUCCGACUCUCAAUUCGACCGUUUACCGCAACAGAUUGGGGGACGAGACGCCUGUGUUUCGGUUCCAGUGGGCCGGCACUUUCCCCAACCUCAACGUCUACAAGUGGCUCGGGGCGUACCACGCCAGCGACAUCCCCAUGUUCUUCGGCACCUACCAUCUGCUUGAUCACGUUGCCAACACGACAGACUUUCAGACAGAAGUCAGCAUGGCCCUGCAAGACCACAUACUUGCCUUUGUCAAGGAUCCAAACCAAGGUCCCCAGCGGGAAUACGGUUGGCUGCCCAUGGACGCCGGCGAGCCGAAUGGAGGACAUCUCCUCCGGUUCGGCGCUGGAGGAAAGGCAGUGCAGCACAUUGAUGGCGUCGAGGUGGAUGGAGUCUGUACAGGACUAAGAGAAUACGACCCGUUCCCCCAAUAA